This is a messenger RNA of Mus pahari (shrew mouse), 4754 nucleotides long. It is a transcript of the gene Chml, whose product is annotated as CHM like Rab escort protein. The transcript is spliced from 2 exons. Gene Ontology annotation, molecular function: GDP-dissociation inhibitor activity. Gene Ontology annotation, biological process: intracellular protein transport; vesicle-mediated transport; small GTPase-mediated signal transduction. Gene Ontology annotation, cellular component: Rab-protein geranylgeranyltransferase complex; cytosol; nucleus. The record is from RefSeq and is a predicted model, not a curated record. Lineage: Eukaryota; Metazoa; Chordata; Mammalia; Rodentia; Muridae. Bases 419 to 2284 code for a protein of 621 amino acids.
CACCUUCACCUUCGCGUCGUGCCUGCGGAACGGCUGGGUGUGGGACGCCGUGGGCUGCGCGUGGGACGGGUUUAGCGGCAGCCUCUUUGAGAAGAGUUCCAGUCACACAUGCAUAUGUGAUGCAUGGUAACAUUUACCGCUAAGGUGAAAUGCAGAAAUGAAAAGGACACAUCCACUUGAGUAUUCUCAGAUAUGGUUACAUGCACUUUAUCGUGGUUUCCAUGCUACUGACUUUUUUUUUUUUUUUUAAUGUGUAAAAAUUGUAACAGUUAAAAGCUUAGGACUUAUAAACUCGGUGUUUCUGAAUGAACAUCACAAGUAGAGAUUUUAUUACAGCAUCAAUACCUCAGAAGAGCCCUCAUCCUAGAUCUAGACGGUGUUCUUUCAUCAGCUGGGGCCUGAAGCUUCAGCUCCUAGGAUGGCGGAGAAGCUUCCUACAGAGUUUGAUGUGGUAAUAAUAGGGACAGGUUUGCCCGAGUCCAUCCUGGCAGCUGCGUGUUCAAGAAGUGGACAGAGAGUUCUGCAUGUUGACUCAAGGAGUUACUAUGGAGGGAAUUGGGCAAGUUUCAGCUUUACAGGUUUGCUGUCCUGGCUGAAGGACUAUCAACAGAACCAUGCCAGCGAGGAAGGCAUGACUGCCUCAUGGCAAGACCUGAUCCAGGAAACAGAAGAAGCCAUUGCUCUUGGCAAGAAGGAUGAAACUAUUCAGCACACAGAAGUCUUCUGUUAUGCUAGUCAAGAUGUGGAGGACAGUGUGCCAGACACUGAUGCUCUGCAGAAAAGUUCCUCCCUAGAGUCAUCUGCUACUCCUGCUGACUCUCUGGAUUCUGCAAGCUUGCCCAAAGAAAGGCAGUCAGCUUACUCUACAAGCUAUGAGGUGCCUUCUAGACAUACAGAGGAAAGUGAUAGAGAGCUUUCACUAUCCUCAGCUAAUGUGGAGGACUCACUGGAGAAAGAAAAAGACUGUGGAGACAAAACGGAUACGCACACAGUUUCAGAUGAAGAUAAAGGUGAACACAAACUUGUUGUAGAAGACAGCAUUGAACAACCAAAGAGAAAUAGGAUUACUUACUCUCAAAUGGUUAAGGAGAGCCGGAGAUUUAAUAUUGACUUGGUAUCAAAGCUGCUGUAUUCUCAAGGGUCACUGAUUGAUCUUCUAAUCAAAUCGAAUGUUAGUCGUUACGCAGAAUUUAAGAAUGUCACUAGAAUCCUUGCAUUUCGGGAAGGGAAGAUAGAACAGGUGCCUUGCUCCAGAGCAGAUGUCUUUAAUAGUAAAGAGCUCACUAUGGUUGAAAAGAGAAUGCUAAUGAAGUUUCUUACAUUCUGUUUAGACUAUGAACAACAUUCUGAUGAAUACCAAGAUUUCAAACAGUGUUCAUUUUCUGACUACUUAAAAACUAAAAAACUAACACCUAAUCUCCAGCAUUUCAUACUACACUCAAUUGCAAUGACAUCAGAAUCAUCUUGCACUACAUUAGAUGGCCUUCAAGCAACAAAAAACUUCCUUCAGUGUCUUGGACGGUUUGGCAAUACUCCCUUUAUAUUUCCUUUAUAUGGCCAAGGAGAAAUUCCCCAGUGUUUCUGCAGGAUGUGUGCAGUUUUUGGUGGAGUCUAUUGUCUUCGCCAUAAAGUAAAAUGCCUUGUAGUUGACAAAGACUCUGGAAGAUGUAAAGGAAUCAUAGAUGCCUUUGGUCAGAGAAUAAGUGCCAACUACUUUAUUGUGGAGGACAGUUACCUUUCUAAGGAAACAUGUUCAAACGUGCAAUACAAGCAGAUCUCGAGGGCAGUGCUCAUCACAGAUCAGUCCAUCCUGAAGACAGAUUCAGACCAGCAGAUUUCCAUUUUGGUAGUGCCUCCUCUGGAGCCAGGAACCACUUCUGUUCGGGUCAUGGAAUUAUGUUCAUCAACCAUGACAUGCAUGAAGGACAGCUAUCUGGUCCACCUGACCUGUUCCUCUUCAAAAACAGCCAGAGAAGACUUGGAACCUGUGGUGAAGCAGUUAUUUAUUCCUUUUGCAGAAGUAGAAGCAGACAAAGAUGAACUCAGAAAACCAAGACUCUUGUGGGCUCUUUAUUUUAAUAUGAGAGAUUCCUCAGGAGUGAGCCGAAGCUCAUACUGUGGCUUACCUUCCAACGUGUACAUCUGCUCUGGGCCUGACUGUGGACUGGGGAAUGAACAUGCUGUCAAGCAAGCGGAAACACUGUUCCAAGAGAUUUUUCCCAGUGAAGAGUUCUGCCCUCCUCCACCAAACCCUGAAGACAUUAUCUUUGAAGCUGAGGGUUAGCAACCAGGCACUCCUGGAGUUAGUAAUACAUUCACCACUAAGCUAGUCACCCCAAGGACAGUAAGAACUUUUAAAUCCUAUAACACCUUCAAAAACAAAAGAAAAAAUUGGCAAUGCCUCAUCCUGGCCUCAAAACAUUGCCAUAUGAAAGGAUACGCAGCAGUAACUAAGAAACACUGUUCAUGUGUCUUCAACAGUGAGAUGCUGGGUUCUGCUAACCUCUCAGCAACUGAUCUGUUGGUGACUUGGCUCUCUUGUUUCAGAAUUGGCCCCAGGAAUUCAGAAUCUUUGAAUGCUGUUCACUUUUAUUUUACUUUGGGGUCCCUUGUUAGUACCUUUGUUUACUUUAAGGUAAUAUCACACUUGCUCCUAUGUUUAGGUUUUAUUUUUUUAUUUUUUUACACAAAAUUAAUUCCCAAGGACUAUUUUAGCUACUGCUGCAGCUACUGUUGUUGCUACCACUUCAGAUCUAUAGAGGGACACAUAAAUCACAAACUGGGAGAUGUUUUUGUAUAUUACAUAACAUAGAGAUGGUAGGAGUAGCAGCUAAUUCAAGUGCCAUGAUAAGUUUAGCUGUGCAUGCUGCUGUGUCUUCAGGUUGAUAAUUACAAGUGAAUUCAUUCACCUGCUUGACCAUUGGAACUCAGGAGGCAGUGAGACUACUCUAGCCUUCUACUAUAAGAGGUACAUUUUAGUAGUCCAAGAAACUGAUAUUUAAGAGAUUCAUCACAAUCUGGGCAUGGUAGCUCACUCCCACAAUCCUGUCAUUCAGGAGACUGAGGCAGGAGGAUUGCUGUAACCUAGACCAGUCUGGGCUACAGUGUUGAGACUAUUUCAAAACAAAACAAUCCUCCUCCCACCAAAAAGAAGUACAUUAUAAAGAAAACUAAAGGAACAAGAUUUAUUCAGAAAAAAAUUUAUAGAGUUGACAAUAGCAUUUAACUCCCAACUCAGGCUAACAUAAAUUAAUAAAUUGCCCCAGAAAAAGAUACUUCAGGAUAGAUAUUAAGAAAUUAUCAGAAAGGAAUUCCUGGGGAGGAACAGCUUUAAGUUUUAGAUAGAUUUCCCCAUUCAGGCUUCUCAGGGUGAAGCAUGUCACCUGGUUGGCUGGACUUUCAUAAGCACCGGUAACAGACAGAGUGUAUGACUACUACAUGUCUGUUACCUGGAGAUGGGAAGUUUCCCCUCUAGAACUACCUGCUGUACCCCAGCAGUGAAAACCCUCUGUACUGUGGGAAGGGGACUACAGUGUGUUCUGAGUAUACUCUUACUCCUCUUUAGUGAGGAAAGCAGAGCCAACCAUUCACAUGAAUGACAGCAUGCUGAGAGUAGGCAGCCAUCGAUUGGUCUUAGUGUUUGCUUUUUUAAUACAGUAAAGGGGAAAUAUUGGGUAGAUCUUAAGGUUUAAAUCUAGCCUAACAACUGAAAUACCUGAAAUGACCUAAAAAUAGCAGUUAAGAAAAUAACAAUUCUAAGAUCAGUAAAAUGGAUGGGUAAAAAGUGAGAGUAAUUCAAACCCACUGUAUAGUUUGUCAGAACAACAGUCUAUUCCAGAGACAUUUAAAAGAGGUAUAGCUGUAAAAGAUAAAGAGACAUAUCAAAAGACAGAAUUGAAUGUAAUGGAACUAAAAUUAGACUAGGCCAAAGGACUGUUUGUUUGUUUGUUUGUUUUAAACUAAGGAAGUGAAUACAUUACUUUAAAUAAUCACAAAAUAAUAAGUUGGAAGUGAGACAAACCAGUAAAAAGUAUUUAACCAGUAAAAAUUAUUAGGUGUAUUAUCUAAUUUUUUGACGAGUUAGAAUAGGCUUAUUGUAGUUUUCAGAUGUUUAAGAAAUAAAAUCAUAAAUGCCGUUUUUCUCCAAUUCUAUUUUAACUCAGUGAGGGUUUCAUUCUAAAAAUCAAACAAAGGCCCUCAUUCCAGGUAGGUGGAAGCUGCCGAAUACAGUGUUGGCAAACAGCUAACAACAAACAGAAACAAUUACUUACAGUGACUCCAGAGUAGAGGGCUGUGUCCAAUAGAGGAGCCAUACAUCUGCAGGAACGGAACAGAACCCUUAGUACUAACUGCACUAACCAGAACCUUACUCACAUUUGCUUUAAUUAUGUUUGCUAAUGAUUUUGUAGGCUCUUCAUAAUAUGAUAAGCAACUACUUAAAACUUAACUCAAAUUUAUUUUGGGAAAGCAUGUACAAACCAUUUCUCAAGCAGAAAUGAAAGGCCUUGUUACAAUUUUCAUCUGUAUAUGGCUGAAAAAAUUGUCAUUGGAAUAAAAAUGCAAAGUAAAGAUGCAGAAAGAAAUCAGUGCAAAUAUAUUUUAUUUCUAUGACUUUAUAAUUUACAAAACCUAUAACAUAAAUAUAUUACAAACAAGAUAAUUUCAUAAGUUGCAAGAUACAUAGUUUCUUAAAAUCUCUAGAUUCCAACAGUGAUGGAAAUUUAAAAAGCAUUCACACACAUAGAGAUAUAUAA